UCACUACUCACAGUAACCUCAACUCCUGCCACAAUGUAUAAGAUGCAGCUCUUGUGUUGCAUUGCACUAACCCUUGCACUCAUGGCAAACGGUGCACCUACUUCAAGCUCUACAAAGAACACAAAGAAACAACUGGAGCCAUUGCUGCUGGAUUUACAGUUGCUUUUGAAGGAAGUUAAGAAUUACGAGAAUGCUGAUCUCUCCAGGAUGCUCACAUUUAAAUUUUACAUGCCCAAGCAGGCUACAGAAUUGAAACACCUUCAGUGUUUAGUAGAAGAACUCAAAGCUCUGGAGGGAGUGCUAAAUUUAGGUCAAAGCAAAAACUCUGACUCAGCAAAUAUCAAGGAAUCAAUGAACAAUAUCAACGUAACAGUUUUGGAACUAAAGGUAAGAUAUUACUUUAUUUGCUCUCCUGGAAAUAAAAUAAAUGGAAGGGCAUUUCAAGGAGGUAUAAAAUUUUUGGUAUUUGUGAAGUACUCAUGUAUUCUAAGCGCACUGUGAACAUUAAGUUAUUUUUACGUUAGGUGAUAAAUUGUGGAGCUGGGAAGUGUUUUAGAGAGUUUCCACCUACCAUCUACUCAGGGACAAGCCCCCACCCCUGUACUCUGUCACCUCUCACAUUAACACAAAACUGGGGGGUGGAAGAAGACACUGAAUUGAAUUCCACAGAAAACAGACAAGUUUCAUUAUAUUUUUUU
Sus scrofa (pig) is the source of this 698-nucleotide messenger RNA. Lineage: Eukaryota; Metazoa; Chordata; Mammalia; Artiodactyla; Suidae. The record is from RefSeq and is a predicted model, not a curated record.